AUGGAUUCCCAUACUUCGACAUCAUACUCGGCGGGUGGCAGAGAUUCCUUCUCAGAGAUAUCAGCAUGCUCGACAGUAUUUUUGCCAUCCAUCCAGGAACCGGAACCAUCCGACUCUACUCCGCUAUCACCACAGCCUCCUCUACAGGACCGCCUUCCACCUGCCCCCCAUGAAGCGCACCAGGACUUUAUUAUACCACAAAUAGUGAUUCCCAGAAGAAUCCUUCAAAGCAACACACGAUUGUCACAGUACAGCCCAUGGCAACGUUGGGGGUCCUCUUGGCUCUGGGAGCUGGCGGCAAUGACACUCAGCUGUCUCUCUCUGUUGCUGACGCUUGGUACACUCUACUUCUUUGACGGCAAACCUCUAGAGUCGUGGCCUCUUUACUUUUCACUGGGCACCAUCAUAUCGACCCUGGCACAAAUAUCUCGCACAUCACUUGCCUUUGCCAUUACGCCCUGUCUUGGGCAGGCAAAAUGGAAUUGGUUUUAUCAGAGAGAAGACGAUGUGUUGCUCUUCAGAACCUUUGAUGAGGCGAGCCGAGGGCCUCUGGGAAGCUUACAGCUGCUCUGGAAGCUCAAGUACCGGCAUCUCGCUUCUCUCGGUGCUCUAAUAACUGUUGUUAUGUUCGGAUACGACCCUUUUGUCCAAGCCAUAGUCGACACCUCUGGGGACGAGGGCUUACUCGCAGGAAGCUCGAAAGCCAGGAUCCGAGCGUCGAGCAGAAUCUGCGUAGGAGAAGAGCAGACAACAGGAGCGCUGAUUUAUUUGACAAGCGUCCAUGGCUCCAUGGGACCAGAUGAGGUAUUUCUAAAAGAGAGUGCACUGACAUCAGACUUCGGCUUGACGCUUGCCGUCUACGAUGGAUUUGUCAACAAAUCUUCAGCUUUGACAGACCCUUACCAGCCACCCUUCUUCUGCGAGACCGGUAACUGCACCUUCACAAUUCUCGACUCCUUGGCGGUUUGCAGUACGUGCGUCAAUGUGUCAGAUCGUAUAGAAAAAGAGCGAGUACCCGAGGAAGGGACCACAUACACACGAUACACACUACCAUAUGGCCUGGAAAUCCUCAACUGGGAUAGCGCAAAGCAGCCAAAAAAUGCAUACCCAGUUCCUAUGGAAAGUCUAAUACCUAGACAGCGAUAUGGAGGUACCGAUCAAUCACCACUGGCCGCUGCAGGCUUAUCACCCAACCAAACUGUAGUCAAAGUCAUAGCAAACCGGUCCGAGUCCAUAUCAUUUGCCGACUUUGCCACUACCUUUGUUGUUUUCAGGAUUAUUCAGUCUACCCCGGAAUUUGUCAACAAUCUCUCGCCCUGGAACGCGACACUUCCACUGGCCAUGGAGUGCGGAUUAUCCUUCUGCGUCAACAGAUACAAAUCGAGCGUCAGUAAUGGCAUACUCCAUGAAUCCAUCAUUGGAUCGUGGGCCGAGUGGUCACAUCUGUCACUGUUGCCUCAAGAAGAAGAUCUGAGAAGCACAAUUGCCACGAAAGAACAAAGAGAAAAUUGGAUGCAUCCCUUCAACCACACACUGGGUAGCCCAACAGGCCUAGAGCCACACGGAAAGCUAUGGGACUUUCCUCGAUCUGAUUUACUGCUGGCUACACACCCCGAUCUCGAUCCCGGGGACCAUGGCCCUGGUGCUACUACGGUUUCCAACCACCUCCCCUACUUCAACAUCACCCAAAUAACACUAGCCUCCACAAUUGACUGGUUCAUUCACGUCUUUGCCCCCGAGCCAUUAAUGUAUCCAGCCACAACCGAUACCGUUAAUGACAACCCAGUAGCCGGAGCAAUCGCCAAAUCAAGCAACCUCAGUACCACCUUCGACAACGUCGCACGGAGCAUGACGGCCUGGAUUCGCGAAAACGAAGGGGUAUGGGUAACCGAGAGCUCCACGACAAAAUGGGUGUUCCGUUUCCGCAUCCGCUGGCCGUUCGUCACCGUUCCGGUGGCGGUCAUGGUAGCGAGCGCGCUCUAUCUUGGGCUCACCAUUUGGCAAACCCGCAGGCAUGGCGUGGAAGCGUGGAAAGAGGAUGCUUUGGCAGCAAUAGCACAUGGUCUUGAUCAGGAGAGCAAGGCAAAGAUUUGUCAGGCGGAAAGGGUGGGGUUGAAGAAUGAAGCGGCGAGGGGGAUGAAAGUUGCUUUGCGGCAGGGGAUGUAUGGCGAGGUUGAGUUGAAGGAGGUGGGGAAGGAGGGAUAA
This is a messenger RNA of Sordaria macrospora k-hell, 2205 nucleotides long. RefSeq lists its product as uncharacterized. NCBI's taxonomy places the organism in Eukaryota, Fungi, Ascomycota, Sordariomycetes, Sordariales, Sordariaceae. The record is from RefSeq and is a predicted model, not a curated record.